AUGGUAAAUAACCGUGGGAUAGAAGCUAACCCAGAGAAGAUAAAGGUCGUGCUCGAGAUGGAAGCACCCAAAACUCUUAAGCAACUCCAAUGCCUCAAUGGAAGGAUUGCACCUCUGAAUAGAUUCKUCUUGAGAUCAACAGAUAAGUGUCUUCCUUUCUUCAAAGUUCUAAGAAAGAAGGGACCAUUUGAAUGGAUGACAAAGUGCGAUCAAGCACUUGAACAAUUAAAGACCUAUCUCUGCUCGGCACCACUACUCGYCAAGCCCUUGCCGAAAGAUAAGCUCCACUUAUAUCUGGCGGUAUCCAAUAGCACCGUCAGCUCGGCCCUAAUCAAGCAAGAUGGAGUAUGCCAAAGUCCGGUUAAUUACACAAGUAAGGCCAUGACCGAGGCUGAUACCAGAAAUGUCAGGACGYCUGAUGAAGUGGGCAAUGGAAUUGAGCGAGUACGAUAUCCAUUUCGGGCCAGAACUGCGUUGAAGGGGCAAGCAGUCGCGAACUUCAUCGCGGAGCUCACCCUGCCAUCUCUGUCUGCCGAGUCCGACCUCCCAUGGACGAUCWAUGUAGACGAAUCCUCCAAUGAGAAAGGGUGUGGAGCGGGAAUCCUCUUGCUCGCACCRGAUGGCAUGCAGUUCGAGUAUGCCCUACGUUUCAAUUUUCGGACUUCAAACAACGAGGCCGAGUACGAAGCACUUCUUGCAGGACUCCGUGUUGCCAAAGGACUGAGGGCCACCCACAUCAAGGUCUUUAGCAACUCCCAGUUAGUGGUAAAUCAAAUGAAUGAGGAGUAUCAAACAAAAAACUCCCAGAUGGAAAAGUAUUUAAGUAAAGUCAGAUCGCACCUCACCCAGUUUAAAACUUACGAGGUGAAUCAAGUUUCGAGAUCGGAGAAUUCAAACGCAGAUGACUUGGCCAAAUUGGCGUCGGCAUAUGAGACCGAUCUAGCCAGAACGGUCCCGGUCGAGAUCUUGGAUAAUCCUUCGACUUUGGAGCCAGACAUGAUGGACAUCGACACAUCAGUACCCACAUGGACGGAUCCAAUCAUGGAGUUCAUUAAAGAAAACCCACCGCAAGACUUGAAAGAACAUAAGAAAAUGGCGCGAAGAGCAGCCCGGUUCAUACUCCGAGAUGGAGCAUUGUACCGGCGAGGGUUCUCCCUGACUCUCCUUAAGUGUGUAACUCCUGAAGAGGGGAAUUACAUCCUCAGAGAAAUUCACGAAGAAGUAUGUGGCAACCAUUCAGAAGCCAGGUCGUUAUCGGUCAAGGUGGUCCGACAAGGAUAUUAUUGGCCCACUGUCGAUCAAGAUGCCAGGCAGUUUGUGAAAACUUGCGACAAUUGCCAGCGCUUCGCGAACAUUAUUCAUUAG
Momordica charantia (bitter melon) is the source of this 1365-nucleotide messenger RNA. RefSeq lists its product as uncharacterized. The record is from RefSeq and is a predicted model, not a curated record. Lineage: Eukaryota; Viridiplantae; Streptophyta; Magnoliopsida; Cucurbitales; Cucurbitaceae. Gene Ontology annotation, molecular function: RNA-DNA hybrid ribonuclease activity; nucleic acid binding.